AUGGAUGCCGUGAAUCAGACUACAGUGACCUUCUUCAUUAUUAAGGGGAUAUCGGAUGUCCCAGAGCUCCAGGUUCUAAUCUUCAUUCUGGUUCUGCUGAUUUAUUUCAUCACCCUUGGAGGUAACAUGACCAUUCUCCUGCUCGUCUGUUUGGACCAUCACUUGCACACUCCCAUGUACUUCUUCCUGUGUAACCUCUCCAUCAUGGACAUGUGCUGUUCCACCGUAACUCUACCCAAUAAACUUGUCAUUUUUCUAUCUGGGAAUGAUAGUAUUUCUUUCUCUACCUGUAUGGCACAAAUGUACUUUUUUUCAUGUUUUACCUCGAAUGAGUUGUUGAUACUGACUGCCAUGAGCUAUGAUCGCUAUGUGGCCAUUUGUAACCCCUUGCACUAUAACGUUGUUAUGAAAAUGAAGAACUGUUUUAUGUUGGCGUUUGCCUGCUGGUUUGUGGGAUUUAUAGAAAUUAUACCGUACAUGGUUUUAAUCUUAAAUCUCUCCUGCUAUAAAUCCAAUGUUAUCAACCAUUUCUUUUGUGAUAUAGUGUUUAUCAUAAAAUUAUCCUGCAGUGAUACCUUUUCCCUGGAUGUUUUAUUUUUUACAGGAGGAUUGCUUAUAUUGGGUCUCACUCCCUUUGUCUUCACAUUUAUCUCUUAUUUCUUUAUUAUUGCCACCAUACUGAGGAUCCGCUUGAGGUCCGGGAGACAAAAAGCCUUCUACACAUGUUCUUCCCAUCUCACGGUGGUUAUUAUGCUUUACUCGACACUCUUCUUCCAGUAUGUAAUACCGUCUUCUGUCAGAAGUUUGGAUUUUAAUAAAGGUUUCUCUCUUUUUAACACAGCUGUUGUUCCAAUGUUAAACCCAAUAAUUUACAGCUUAAAAAAUAAAGAUGUAAAGGCAGCUUUAAAAUGA
Messenger RNA from Pelobates fuscus (common spadefoot toad), 912 nucleotides. RefSeq names its product olfactory receptor 5AR1-like. Gene Ontology annotation, cellular component: membrane. Gene Ontology annotation, biological process: G protein-coupled receptor signaling pathway. The record is from RefSeq and is a predicted model, not a curated record. Gene Ontology annotation, molecular function: olfactory receptor activity; odorant binding; G protein-coupled receptor activity. The coding region runs from base 1 to 912 and encodes 303 amino acids. Lineage: Eukaryota; Metazoa; Chordata; Amphibia; Anura; Pelobatidae. The transcript has a single exon.